GGGUGGCGCGCCUGUCGCCCGGCUGUUGCUCGUCGGAAGCCUCCGUACAGAGAUGGCAGCAGAGCAGUAGCGGAGUACGGGGCCUACACGGCUACUGACCACCGUGACGCUACUGAACCGCAGCCCGGAGAGGAGCGCAACGCCCAACAAGUGCAGCCAUGGGACACGGAGUGGGCUGAAGCAGAGGGCCAAGCAAUACACAUUUGUGGCUUCCCACUGUGGUUUAUGACAUGGCCACGGCCUCAUCCAGAGCAGAGACGAGCCAAAACCACAGACGCACGCUCUAUGCCCUUGUUUCCUGUGCCAAACUUAAGAGGAAGAGGAGCGUUUUCGGGGCUGCCRUUUAUGUGGAGGUGACAGCGGAGGGGGAGAGCUGCCGCACGGCAAAAUCUCACAGCUCCUCAAGCCCUAAAUGGGAUGAAAGGUUCACUCUGUCUGUAACACCCCGCACUCAGGUGGAUUUCAAAGUAUGGAGUCACCACACCCUGAAAGCAGACGGUCUGCUGGGAAAAACCACGCUGGACCUGAGUCAAGCUUUGGAGCGGCAUGACAGAAAAUUGGAGAAUGUGAAAGAGGUGCUGAAGCUGAAUGUGGAGCAGAAAGGGGUCACUGUGCCUGUAGGGGAGCUGACCGUGUACCUUGAUGGUCUGACUGUCACUGACCAGGAAGAACUGGCACCGCUGACGAAUGGCAACGCAGCAAACGUCGCCAAAGUCCAGCAGAAUGGUGAUGCUCUUCAUGAAAACGGGGACUCYUCAUCCUCUUCCUCGAGGGCUGCCAACAGCACAGUGAAUGGAACAGACUUGGGUCAGAGGUCAGGCUCCUGCUCGGCGUCCAGCGGUGCCGACGGUCAGGUUCCCUCCAGCUCCUGCAGCCCUGCUCUUGAUCACGCCAUGAAUGGAGACGCAACACCCAACUGCACMCCGGUCCACCAACCCUCAGACGGUGACACAGAGAGCAGAACCACAAACAGGGAGUCCUCUGAGGCUGCUCUAAGGCAAUCAUCUGCAACAAGAAGUGAAGUGCUGCCCCCUACAGAUGACCACGAGGACUGCGCUCAGUCUGCUGCCGUACCAGACCCUGAACCGGCUCCAGCUGGCACGUCCCAGCACCUGCCAACCUCCUCCCCGUCUCCAGACACCUCCAUCGCUGCUAAACCCGCCAAUGGCACCGCCACCGCUSCCGCUGCUUCCACCACAUUUGCCUCUCCCGGCCCGGAGGUCCCCRCCGUCACAGCAUCUUCACCUUCAUCCUCUUCCUCUCCGGCUCCGGGUGAAACCAGCUCUGCAGGAGCCGUKGGUAACAGCAGCAGCAGUAGCAGUGCAGCUGUGACAACAGACGGGGUCAAACCCAGACAGCAAGCCCCCAACGCUGCAGCCUCAGAUCCUUUACCUCCYGGGUGGGAGCAGAGAAAAGAUCCACAUGGGAGAACAUACUAUGUAGACCACAACACCAGAACCACAACCUGGGAAAGACCACAGCCACUACCACCAGGAUGGGAGCGGCGAGUGGACGAUCGGGGCAGGAUCUAUUACGUAGACCACAACACCCGCACAACAACGUGGCAGCGYCCCACCAUGGAGUCUGUGAGGAACUUUGAGCAGUGGCAGAGCCAGCGCAGCCAGCUGCAGGGAGCUAUGCACCAGUUCAACCAGAGAUACCUCUACUCUGCGUCCAUGAUGUCUGCAGAGAACGACCCUCUUGGUCCUUUACCUCCUGGUUGGGAGAGGCGUGUGGACUCUAAUGACAGAGUAUAUUUUGUCAACCACAACACCAAGACAACACAGUGGGAGGACCCCCGGACCCAAGGAUUACAGAAUGAAGAUCCUCUGCCUGAAGGUUGGGAAAUCCGUUACACGAGGGAAGGAGUUCGUUAUUUUGUGGAUCACAACACCCGGACCACCACGUUCAGUGACCCUCGCACUGGAAAGUCUUCUGUCACCAAAGGCCCACAGAUUGCAUACGAGCGCAGCUUCAGGUGGAAGCUUGCUCAUUUCCGUUACUUGUGCCAGUCUAACGCUCUCCCGAGUCAUGUGAAGAUCACCGUCUCCAGACAGACGCUCUUUGAAGACUCUUUUCAACAAAUCAUGGCUCUGAAACCAUACGACUUGAGGAGGAGGCUGUAUGUUAUCUUCAGAGGCGAGGAAGGUCUGGACUACGGUGGCCUGGCUCGAGAAUGGUUCUUCCUGUUGUCUCACGAAGUGCUGAACCCCAUGUACUGCCUGUUUGAAUACGCUGGGAAGAGCAACUACUGUCUGCAGAUCAACCCGGCGUCGGCCAUCAACCCCGACCACCUCUCCUACUUCUGCUUCAUCGGCCGCUUCAUUGCCAUGGCACUUUUUCAUGGAAAGUUCAUCGACACAGGCUUCUCUUUGCCUUUCUAUAAACGCAUGCUGAACAAGAAGCUGAUCCUAAAAGACCUAGAAUCCAUUGACCCCGAGUUUUAUAACUCACUCAUAUGGAUCAGAGACAAUAACAUCGAGGAAUGUGGKCUGGAGAUGUACUUCUCAGUAGACAUGGAGAUCUUGGGGAAGAUCACGUCUCAUGACCUGAAACCAGACGGCACCAACAUCCUGGUGACUGAAGAGAACAAAGAAGAAUACAUCAGUCUGAUGGCAGAGUGGAGGUUCUCCCGAGGGGUWGAAAAUCAAACCAAAGCUUUCCUGGACGGGUUCAACGAGGUCGUUCCUCUUCAGUGGCUCCAGUACUUUGAUGAAAAAGAGCUGGAGGUGAUGCUGUGCGGCAUGCAGGAGGUCGACCUUCAGGACUGGCAGAGAAACACAGUGUACCGUCACUACACCAGGAACAGCAAACAGAUCAUCUGGUUCUGGCAGCUGGUGAAAGAGGUGGACAACGAAGUGCGACUCAGACUCAUGCAGUUUGUCACAGGAACCUGCAGACUUCCUUUGGGCGGCUUUGCUGAGCUUAUGGGAAGCAACGGGCCUCAGAAGUUCUGCAUUGAGAAAGUGGGGAAGGACACGUGGCUUCCUCGGAGCCACACGUGUUUUAACCGUCUGGACCUGCCUCCCUAUAAAAGCUACGAGCAGCUGAAAGAGAAGCUGCUCUUUGCCAUCGAGGAAACCGAAGGAUUCGGCCAAGAAUAAAAAGAGCGAGUCCUCUUCUCUUCCCCACCACCCCCUCCUAAAAAAAAAAACUGUCGCUGUUCAGUCAGCCAAGAAAAACAAACUUAAAAAAAUAAUAAUAAUUGCACAAAAUAACCACCAAUGUAUAUAAGCUAUUUUGUCAUUUAAAACCAAAUCUUAAUUUGCAGCAUCAUGUUUUUGCAGCAGCCCAGGCCUCCCCUGCAGCGUUGUCUGUUACAUAAACUGCCCCGUCAUGAAAAUAUGCAAGCAUUUCAGCCUCUGUUGACAUGUUUUUAAUGUCCUCCUGAAAGCUGAGUGGCUUUUAAAGAUGAACUGAAAGGGUUUUAAAGAGGGGGGGGUUUAUAGUUGAAUGACAUCAUUCUUUGUUCAAGCUCUAGUUCUAUAGAGCUUUUAAAAGGCAAAAAGUCGAGUUUUCCGUGCCUGAAAUCCUGUUUUCCUGUCGGAUCCCGUUCUUUUUUUUUUCCCAGUCCUCGCGUGCUUGCAUGCUGCCUAAGAUAAGACGUCYGCGGCGAGCGCCGCCGCCACGCAGCGCACACGCAGACAUGUCUGGCAUGGACCGCCGCAUCUUCGAAUGAGCUUGUCGCCAUAUUUUAUGAGGAAAGGCUCGGCGUUCUGGUCUGAAGCGCAGAGCAUCGCUCCCAGUUUCACCCCACAGCCCAGGAGAAACAAAAACAAAACAAAAAWAAACAGCGGCGCAUCGUUUUCGUUGGGGCACAAAAGGAAGAAAUGUAAAAUAAUGACUCGAAGAAGAUAUUCUAAAUUGAAGUGAAAGCAGAAGCCAUUUGUGUGUGUGUGUGCGUGCGUGUGUGUGUGUGAGUGUGUGAGAGUUACAGAAAAAUCGGUGUUUCUUAUUUAAAGCCAGAGAUCCAGGACAUGUUAGCGGCUACCUAACUGCAGCCUGCUCACACACUGUGACAUAAGAGAAACAAGACUUCUGGUGGUAAUUUAGUUUUACACAAAUCAUGUUUUAACUUUGCAAUUUCAAAAAUUGCCAAAAAAAACAAACAAACGAUAUUCUGUCCCACUUUGUGCACCUGAGGGACCUCAUUGGACUGUGGGUUCUUCUGUCCUAUAAAGUCACUGUGAUUGAUGCAGCGCUAGUUUUUAUGAUUUUACCUCACGUGUUGCGUUCAGUCCAUCAGUAGAGGAGGGUUUUUAAUGCACGAUGAUAAAACAAGAAUAACUUUCUGUGAAUAUAAAAUAGUAUUAAAGCCAUUAUUUUUACGUUAUAAAGACAAAGAGCCUGAAAGCAACACACACAAGCGUUUCAAUAGAGAAGCAGCCGACACUGAACAGGAAGAAGUUAAAUUUCUGGUCUCAAACUCUGAGCUGAAAAACAGCUUUCUAGUCCACAUGUCCUUAAAACAUUUGAAGGGAAAUCCUGUUUCUUUUUCACCAAACCUUGGUUUUGGACACUGGUGCUUUUUUUUGUCUAAUUAACGGCUUUAGUUGCAGAAACUUAAAUAGAGGCGAGCCAUUCUCCUGGUUUUCUCUGGCAUUUCUUUCUUUUUAACAGCUUUGUUUCAACUUUGACUGGGAAGACUCCAGCGACGACUCGUGUAAAUAAGAAAACCACGUUAAGAGGAUGCUAUGAAGACACUGUAGCAAAAGGAGCCAAUUUAGGAGAUCCAUGCCAUUCUGCAGAACUCUGUGCUUCCUUUUGAGUCGAGAGCCCGUCAUCAGAAUCAGCUGUUGUACGUGAACAUUAGUGACAUGAAGAAAACCAGUACAUGGACUAUUUAAACUAUUAUAAGUAACCACACCAAGAUGCCGCUCCACUGAUGGAAAUCUGUGUUGCCUUCKUUCUUAUCAGAAAUUAGCCGGGAUCGUUUCAGGCCGGCCUUUCGCCGCAGGCAGAGGAGGAGAUCAGCAGAGUAAUUUUAGUCCUCAGAAGUUUUCGUUGGUCUGAUUUGCAGUCUGAAAYGUAUCCAAACUGUAACAUAUCGCGUGUAGAUACACACUGUAAACACCAAUUACACUGUACAGAACGCCCCUUUACUGGAGACGAUGUGUAUAGAAGAUUCAUUUUUAAUCUGCUUUCACCCAUUUUAAAUGGACAGAGAUGGAUUUAUGAGAUACAAAUAAAAAAAGGUGAAUAAAACCGCA
Austrofundulus limnaeus is the source of this 5210-nucleotide messenger RNA. RefSeq names its product NEDD4-like E3 ubiquitin-protein ligase WWP1. Bases 231 to 3104 code for a protein of 957 amino acids. The record is from RefSeq and is a predicted model, not a curated record. Gene Ontology annotation, cellular component: cytoplasm. Gene Ontology annotation, molecular function: ubiquitin protein ligase activity; protein binding. The transcript is spliced from 25 exons. Gene Ontology annotation, biological process: protein ubiquitination; proteasome-mediated ubiquitin-dependent protein catabolic process. Lineage: Eukaryota; Metazoa; Chordata; Actinopteri; Cyprinodontiformes; Rivulidae.